AUGUUGAAAUUCUUGUUAACUACACUUGCUAUCCUUUUGGCUAUAAAGGCAAACAUAGGGGAAGCAUUAAAAGAUAAAGAACAGUUAGCUAUGGAGGCAGUUGAGCAUAUUAGACAAAUCCGAAGUAGUCGACCUGUCGUCGGAUUGCCCAGUUCCGUCAGAUCAUUUUGUGGCACGGAUUAUAACUCGCCAACAUAUUAUGUUGACACUGUUGGUGCUACAUUUUCUGCGGUUCAGUUGAGCUUCUCUCUUUUGCAACACACAUUAAGUAGCAAUUACACUAAUGCAUUAAAGACCAUUCUCUGUGGAGGAGCUUUUCCCAAGUGUUCCGCAGAUUCUUCAACAGCUACUAAUGGAAAUUUUCAAAGCGCUUGUUCGGCACUAAACUCUUGCGGUAGUAACUUUCCUAACCUUGGUCCCCAAUCAUUUUUACAAUACUGCAAUGAAUCAGGAAAAACAUUUAGUUUAAGAACAUGUUCUAAAUUUAAAGCAGGAACAUUCAGUUCUCAAUAUUGCGAAGCACUACCGGCAAACAUUACUUUUCCAUAUUAUUAUUCAGUGGAAAACUUAGCUGCUCGUGCAGUGGCAAUUUCUGCACUGCAAACAGCUUUCUCUAACGCGGCAGUUACCAGCACUUGUGGAACUAAAUGGACCAAUAUAGCUUGCGUUCUUAUUCCAUCCUGUAGUAGCGAUAGGACUACAGUACUUUCAGCUGUAACUAAACAGCAAUGUCAAGAUGCUAUCAAUUGUUUACCAAGUAGCCUUCAAAAUAGCUAUAGAAUAAUUUAUAAUUGCUCGGCGUAUCCUGAUUCAAAUAGCACAACAGUGUGCACGCCUUCCGGAGAGGCUUAUAGGUCGGCUGGAAUAACUGUGCCUACAUGCACACUUCUAACAGAUUGUUAUAUGGACAUAUGCAAAGAUCAUAAGUUGGAGUUUGACUCUAAGGUUUUACGUGGAGAAUUGAUCACAAAAACCGUCUUCUGA
Messenger RNA from Trichoplax adhaerens, 984 nucleotides. RefSeq lists its product as uncharacterized. NCBI's taxonomy places the organism in Eukaryota, Metazoa, Placozoa, Uniplacotomia, Trichoplacea, Trichoplacidae. The transcript is spliced from 5 exons. Bases 1 to 984 code for a protein of 327 amino acids. The record is from RefSeq and is a predicted model, not a curated record.